AUGAGGCUAAUGGAUGAAACGGCUGUCCGCAAAGCCUUGAGAAGAAACAAGCUAUGCACAGACUUUAUCAAUUCAGCCUCUUAUCAGAUAUUUUGUUGCUGUGGACCUUCCCCAUGUUCGUUUUGCUGCGCCUGCUGCCCCAGCAUUAAAGCGUCCACUGGUACCAGGCUCAUGUACACAUUCUUUCACAUUCUGGCCUCCACUGUCUGCUGCCUCAUGCUUUCCAGAAAAGUGUCAGAAACUGUCAAGGAACAUGUGCCUUGGAUUUCUCUGCUCUGCAAACAUUUGCCUGGAGGAUCAGACUGUGACAUUCUUGUGGGGUAUACAGCUGUGUACAGAGUUUGCUUUGGGACUGCAUCUUUUUACUUUAUCCAGUCAGUUUUCCUUUACAAUGUGAAAUCUACACAGGAGUUCAGGGCCUUCAUUCACAAUGGUUUUUGGUUCCUGAAGUUCAUGAUAUUGGUUGGAAUGUGUGUUGCAGCAUUCUUCAUCCCUGCUGAAUCUUUUAUACGAGUGUGGCACUAUAUUGGUAUAUUUGGCGGUUUCUCCUUUGUCCUCAUUCAACUAAUACUGAUAACAGCUUUUGCUCACACUUGGAACAAGAACUGGCUGACCGGUGCUUCUAAAGACAAACGCUGGUAUAUAGCUGCCCUUGUCACCACUCUUCUCUUCUAUUCCAUUGCCUCCCUGGCCUUCUAUUUCCUGUACAAGUACUUCACCCAUCCAGCUGGCUGCCUACAGAACAAAGGACUCAUUAGUAUUAACAUCUUCCUGUGUGUAAUCAUGUCCUUCAUUUCAAUCACACCUUGUGUACAGCUCAAACAACCUCGUUCUGGAUUGCUUCAAGCCUCCAUCAUCAGUUGCUAUGUCACAUACCUUACAUUUUCAGCUCUUUCCAGCCGACCUCCAGAAAGAGUUCAGUUUCGGGGGCAGAAUAUCACAGUGUGCAUUCCAAGUAUAAGCAGGGAUGGACUUCAGACUGAAGACACUUCAAUUGCCAUUAUUGGGACAGUCAUCAUGUAUGUGUGUGUCUUGUUUGCGUGCGCUGAAUCCCUCAGUAAUUUACUCUUGAAAAAAAUGUUUGGUCCAAUGUGGAUGGUAAAAGUCUAUACCUACGAGUUUCAAAAAGCUUCCUGCUGUUUCUGUUGUCCUGAAGAAGAUGAAGAAAGAGGGGAACGGAGCUGUAAGGAAGAUAUGGAUGCCAGUGGCGGACAAGCAGUGAUACACGAUGAGCGGGAACGAGUAAUCUACAGCUAUUCCUUUUUCCACUUUGUAUUUGUGCUCGCCUCUCUCUAUGUGAUGAUGACGCUCACCAACUGGUUCAGCUAUGAAGAUUCAUCCCUGGAGUCCAUCUUUACCCAUGGCAGCUGGCCCACAUUUUGGAUCAAGGUGGCCUCUUGCUGGACAUGUGUCAUUCUUUAUUUGUGGAUACUAUUGGCACCAAUGUGCCUUCCUGGACAUGGACAAAACCAGAGGAAUGGACCUCCACAACAUAUGCUGGGAAGGAGACAAUUCCGCAGAGUGACAGUUUCUAAGUAG
Nanorana parkeri is the source of this 1539-nucleotide messenger RNA. RefSeq names its product serine incorporator 4 (gene SERINC4). NCBI's taxonomy places the organism in Eukaryota, Metazoa, Chordata, Amphibia, Anura, Dicroglossidae. The record is from RefSeq and is a predicted model, not a curated record. Bases 1 to 1539 code for a protein of 512 amino acids. The transcript has 13 exons. Gene Ontology annotation, cellular component: membrane.